AUGUGGAAUUCUUUUAUCCUAACAAGAUUGCUCUAUGCCCAUAGCGAAGUUCAAACCCUUGACCUAUCGUUAAGGGUUGAAGAGUCCCUUCCACUCCACCACAACCACUUUAGUUUGUCAGUUUUAAUCUCUGAAAACGCCAAUCAACUCUCUAUGGAUUGGCUGUUCUUGGACUUGUUUGUAAAAUCCAUGUCUUUCGGUACCGAUUCUUCGAGCUUGUUGCAGCUAAGAAUAUCGGUGGUGGUCAAGAAAAUUGAACCUGUGGCAGAUGAGAUAUUCAGGGACACUAAUCAAUAUGAGAACUACUGCCUCAAAGGGGCUCAGGAAAUGCUCAGCUUGUUCCGUGACUGCCAACGGAAAACCGAUGCGGUUUUCAAGGCAGAAACUCAAGAAGCCCUCAGGAAGGAUUUUGCAGUCCCUUCAAGUUGUGGGUGA
Messenger RNA from Oldenlandia corymbosa var. corymbosa, 435 nucleotides. NCBI's taxonomy places the organism in Eukaryota, Viridiplantae, Streptophyta, Magnoliopsida, Gentianales, Rubiaceae. The record is from the annotation of a GenBank genome assembly.